AUGUCAGCCUCCCGGUCCCUUGCUGCCUGUCGCAGGCUCUCGGGUAGCUGUGCCGCCCUGCGCCAUGCUCGCUGCAAGGCAACUUUAGCCCAAAGAAUGCCGGCUGAAGCGCUCAGCCGUGGCGACUUCGAAGUCACCCCGAGGCAUGUGGAGGCUUAUCGAGAAGACGGCGUUGUCCACCUGCCUGGCGUUUUCAGCCAAGAGUGGGUGCGCUACUUGCAAGGUGCUUUCCACGCAGGGAUGCAACGACCAGGUAAACACGCCGAGUUCAUUGCUCAUGGCACUACUUGGGACACCAUGUUCCAGCAGGGCGCCCAAACGCGCGAAGUGGAGAUGUUUCAGGAUCAGGUCUUCUUCCAGGAGACAGAAGACAGACUCCCGGAGUGGCAGCCUGUCAUCCGCUCGCACGCCGCUGAGAUCAUCGCAAAGCUCAUGGGCUCAGCCUCCGUGUCUUUCUUCUACCUGCACGCCAUCCUCAAGCGCGGUGGGAGCCAGAAGGCCAUCCCGUGGCACCAGGAUUUGCCGUACUGGAAGGUGGAGGGUGGUCAGAUCGGAUCCGUUUGGAUUGCUUUGGAUGACAUGCCACUGCUAGCCAGCGUGCGAUACAUUCGAGGAUCUCACGCUGGGCUCUCGAUGCACUCUGGACAUGAGUAA
Symbiodinium sp. CCMP2592 is the source of this 654-nucleotide messenger RNA. NCBI's taxonomy places the organism in Eukaryota, Dinophyceae, Suessiales, Symbiodiniaceae. The record is from the annotation of a GenBank genome assembly.